Diachasma alloeum is the source of this 2016-nucleotide messenger RNA. It is a transcript of the gene mamo, whose product is annotated as zinc finger and BTB domain-containing protein 49. Gene Ontology annotation, cellular component: nucleus. The coding region runs from base 1 to 2016 and encodes 671 amino acids. Gene Ontology annotation, biological process: regulation of transcription by RNA polymerase II. Lineage: Eukaryota; Metazoa; Arthropoda; Insecta; Hymenoptera; Braconidae. The transcript has 3 exons. Gene Ontology annotation, molecular function: protein binding. The record is from RefSeq and is a predicted model, not a curated record.
AUGGGAAGUGAGCAUUACUGCCUGAGGUGGAACAAUCAUCAGAGCAACUUGCUGGGUGUGUUCAGUCAGCUACUUGAGUCUGAAUCACUGGUUGACGUGACACUGGCGUGCACAGAGGGUCCAUCGAUACGCGCGCACAAGGUUGUCCUAUCAGCGUGCUCAAGUUACUUUCAAACACUGUUCCUAGAUCAUCCAAAUCGUCAUCCCAUUGUCAUACUCAAGGACGUAAGAUUUACGGAAUUACGUACUCUAGUUGACUUCAUGUACAAGGGUGAGGUUAAUGUCGAGUACUGCCAAUUAUCGGCUCUAUUGAAGACUGCUGAGAGUCUCAAGGUCAAGGGUCUUGCGGACAUGACAAAUAUUAAUGCAGCAGUUGCAUCAAGGGAUGAACAACAGCAGCAUAUUAACGCUGAAACACCGCGUGACAAUAGAAAUGAGACACGUGAGAGGGACAAAGAGCGUGACAAAGAGCGUGACAAGGAGCCACCUAAGGACAAUGAACAGGUGUUAUUGCAGCCGAAUCAGAAUCAGAAUCAGAAUUCGCAACAAGUGUCACUGACGGCAAGUGAAAAUUCGGAAGCUGUCGACAUGACGGAGUGCCCACCAUCACCAGCCAGAGUCAACAGCCCCUGUCCAGGUCCACUCGCUUUGGACAGACCGAGGAGAGACUCCGAGGAUGCUGUGAGCUUAGAGGAAACAAGGGGAUCACUCAGUCCAAUUUCGGUGCACAGUGGUCCAAGUGAUAUGACUCUUAGUAAUAACACGAGUACAACUGGUGGAUUGCCGUUGAAUUUACCGCAGAGUCGGCUUCCGUCCCCACACAGUACUGAGCCCCUGGCUGGACCAUCUGGCUUACCGCCGGUCCAACAGGUACCCCUUUCCUUGAAGAAGGAAGUGGACUGGGAUAGGUCGACCGAGGAGCGUUGUGCCAGCAGUGAAAUAUCAACGGAUUACAGACUCCCACCAGAUCCGGUGAGUCUCUUUUCGAUGUCAUUGGCCCUUGGUUUGGAGGCAGGUGGUUGGGGUGCGCUAGUCGAUCGUGCCCGUAGUACAGGCAGCCCUCUCCUCCCCCAGAGUACAUUCGGCCUAGCCACCCUGGCCCGUAGAUGCGGCGUAUGCCUGGCAACAUUCCCCUCAGCCUGGCUCCUCGAGCGUCAUGCGCUCCUUCAGCACGCUGGCCAGCCAAAUGACGAUAAGCCCUUCACCUGUGAGCAGUGCGGCCAGCGUUACCGUUAUCGCUCGGCAUACGUUAAACACCGGGAGCAGAAUCAUCGCGCCCGCCUGCCCGCCGACAAGCUCUUCACGUGUGACGUCUGUGGUAUGCAAUUCAGGUAUUUAAAAUCAUUUAAAAAGCACAGAUUGAAUCAUGCUCUAGAGCGUCUGCAACGCGGACCCGAGCACUUGGCGAAUAGAUUGUCGAUAGUAUCGACACCAGCUGAGAGAAGUGAUCAGGUCUCGAGCACUGGUGAGCCGUCUAUUGUGGAGGGUAGAAGUGAGGCCGCCAGUCCAACGAACGAAACGGAGGAGACUGCCAAAGAUUUGACGGAGAGUGCGAGUAUAGAGACGAAUUCGGAGACAGCGAGUCUGCAGGAGGUGCAGGAAGCUCCUGAUCAGCCUAUCGACGCCACGAGGUCGGUUAUAAUGGCGCAGACCGAGGGCGACACCCCGGAAACCAAUGAACAUACCAUGGAGGAGGCCUCUGAGGCCACUGAGAGGGUCCUCAGCAUCGUCAGGGCACAUGACACUGACCGACGCGAGCGACGGUUCGCUUGUCCCUUCUGCGGAAAGUGCGUCAGGUCGAAGGAGAAUCUCAAGCUUCAUGUUCGCAAGCACACCGGGGAGAGACCCUUCGUCUGCCUGUUCUGCGCCAGGGCGUUUGGAGGCAAGAGCGACUUGACUCGGCACCUGCGGAUCCACACAGGGGAACGACCCUAUCACUGCGAAAUGUGCGGCAAGUGCUUCGCACGCGCCGAUUAUCUGUCAAAACACCUCACGACUCACAUCCAUCAGCGUUAG